AUGACACACUAUCAUUCAGAAUACUACUCUGAAGUAGAGAAAUUUGAAUAUCAAGUAACACAUGUAACUGAGCAGAUAUUGCAGGAACAAGAUCGGCUAAGAGGAUCCACUUUACACGAGUACAAUCAAACAAUAUUACAGUUAGUAUCUGAUUAUGAGAUGUUUAAUAGUAAUGGGCAGUGUGAUCCUUCUGAAAUAAAUUUACCCUUAGAAAAAUUGGAAUCCUGGACCAACAGUUUGAAACAGAUUCAUUUGGAAUUGGAAUCUAUCGAUAAUUUUUUGCGAUACGCUAUACCUUCGGAUCAAACAAUCCUUAACUUGUCGAAAUUCAACGAAAGCAAAUACGAAACAUUACAGGCUGAGGUAUCUGAGCUCAGAGACAUUAAUGUUGUUCAGCUUCAAAAAGAAAUAGAGAGCCUUCAGCAACAAAUUACAACAAAAAGUGAUGAGAAUCUCUUGAUAAGUGAAAAAAUAAAAGAAUCCUGUCUAGAGGCUUCUCAAGACAUUGAUCAAUGUUGGAAAUUACUAGAGCAACUAGAAGCAUAUGAGAAUGCCAACCCUUCGACAGAAGUUAUAACUACCACAGAUCCAGCGUUUUCAACUUACAAUCAAUGGAAAUGGAAUCAGCUAGCUGAAUCAGAAUUGAAACACAUUAAUCAACAAUUGAUAACCUUGCGAGCAACUAAGGAAAAAUUAGAUAAAGUUUUUUCCAAAAGGUCUGAGCUUGAAACUUCUCCCAAAUCAAUUGAAACCUUCACCAGCUACCAAUUAUUGUCACAAUUGUGGCGGUCGAAAUUUAUACGACAACUGCUUCCUGAUAUAGCAAAUUUGGAAGUUUAUCCUCAGUCAGGAAAGUUGAAGUUUGAGGUUGGCAUAAUGCAAGUGAUCAUGCAAAUAGAAUCAGGAAUAAUAAAAUCAGUAUCUUUGUUCUCUUAUGAACUUUCAUAUGAUAGGAUUGAAACUAUAAAGGAAGACAUUUUGGGCAGAAUUGAGCACCAGAAAUCAUUAUUUAAAGUUUUGGUGGUAAUAACUGAUUAUAUCGUAAAUUCAUUAUAA
Molecule: messenger RNA, 1056 nt
Organism: Kluyveromyces lactis
Lineage: Eukaryota; Fungi; Ascomycota; Saccharomycetes; Saccharomycetales; Saccharomycetaceae
Gene: KRE28
Product: Kre28p
Exons: 1
Coding region: 1-1056 (351 amino acids)
Cellular component (GO): chromosome, centromeric region
Source: RefSeq, a predicted model, not a curated record